Molecule: messenger RNA, 1859 nt
Organism: Molossus molossus (Pallas's mastiff bat)
Lineage: Eukaryota; Metazoa; Chordata; Mammalia; Chiroptera; Molossidae
Gene: RMP64
Product: nucleolus and neural progenitor protein
Exons: 9
Coding region: 218-1690 (490 amino acids)
Biological process (GO): positive regulation of Notch signaling pathway
Cellular component (GO): nucleus
Source: RefSeq, a predicted model, not a curated record
CGCGGCGCUGCGGGGCCCGGAGCCUUGGAACCGCGUGCUGAUCCCGAAGGCGGGGAGCCGGAGCACGGCGACGGUACAGGACCCCGGCGCGGCCCUGCAACUUUGUAUUGCAGCUGUAAUUCAAGAAUGCUGGCUGGUUACACUGUCACUGAAGAGCCAAACCUUAGAUGCAGAAACAGAUGUGCUAUGUGCAGUCCUUUAUAGCAAUCACAACAGAAUGGGCCGCCACAAGCCCCAUUUGGCCCUCAAACAGGUUGAACAAUGUUUAAAACGUUUGAAAAACAUGAAUUUGGAGGGUUCAAUUCAAGAUCUGUCUGAGUUGUUUUCUUCCAAUGAAAAUCAGCCUGUAACUACCAAAGCAUGUGUCAUCCCCAGCCAACCAGUGGUGGAACUGGUGUUGAUAAAGAUUUUGGGAGCCUGCAAAUUAUUACUUCGCUUGUUAGACUGUUGCUGCAAAACAUUUCUCUUGACUGUGAAACACUUAGGUUUGCAAGAAUUCAUUAUUUUAAACCUUGUGAUGGUUGGUCUGGUAAGCAGAUUAUGGGUUCUCUAUAAAGAUAUAUUAAAAAGACUGAUUUCUUUAUAUGAGCCACUGUUUGGAUUGCUUCAAGAGGUCUCUAGGAUUCAACCAUUGCCUUACUUCAAAGAUUUUACCUUUCCUUCUGAUAUUGUUGAAUUUUUAGGACAGCCCUAUUUUGAGGUCUUUAAGAAAAAAAUGCCUACAGCUUUUGCAGCUAAAGGAGUAACUAAAUUGCUAAAUAAACUGUUCUUAACAAAAGAGCAGUCACCGAGGUGCAGUGAAGAAACUUUGCUUAGGAUUUCCAAAAAAGCUAAUCAAAUGAAGAUCAAUAUACAGAAUAAUGUGGACCUUGGACAGCCAGUAAAGAAUGAGAAAAUCUUCAAAGACAAGUCGUCAGAAUUUGAUGUGAGAGCUUUCUGCAGACAGCUGAAACACAAUGCUAUUCAGGAGGCCAGGUUUGAGUUUAAAUAUCCUCAGUUGAAACUAAAUGCAACCAACCAUUCUUCUCAGAAAGUGAUGGGAACUCCCUGUGCCAAAAGUUUUUUGCAAAGACUCCAAGAGGCUGAGACUUUCACACAACUUUCUGAAGAAAUCCAGAUGGCGAUUCUGUGGUGCAGGAGCAAAAAACUCAAGGCUCAGGCUUCUUUUCUGGGCAACAAACUUCUCAAAAGUAACCAUCUGAAACAUGUUGAAGCUCAAGGUUAUAGUUUGCCCAAGAAACUAGAGUGCAUAAAAACAUCUGUUCGCAACUGCCUUCUUCGUGGCUCAGGUAGCAAAACUUCAAAGCAUCAUCCGAGACUAAGAAGAUCACAGAAUACAUUUUUACCGAGACAGAGAAAACCGCAGAGAAAGUUGCAGUCGACUUUUUUAAAGGAAAUUCAAAGGUCCCCUCAAGAGACUCAGAGUUCUACAGGUACCAGUAAACGGAGACUCUCACACUGUAGAGUUCAUAGAACUAAUUUCUACCCUAACAGUAAGCAACUCUUGAGUAGCAGAGUUUCAAAUCCUGUCAUACAAACUAAGGAGAAACAAAGUCAUGAAAAUCUUACAGGAAGCAAUGAAAAUGAAACUGACUCAUGGACAAUGAAGCAAAUGAAUAAACAUAAAACAUCAGGAACCAUUAAGGAGACAGAUGACAUUGAUGAUAUUUUUGCUUUAAUGGGAGUUUAGAUGCUCAUAUUUGAGACUUCUAAGUGAUUAGCAAACUAGUCCACUAUUCUGCGGUUUUAAGGGGAACUCCGGAGACAUGGAAAUAUCUGAAAGCACCACUUGGACUCAGACCUGAUUUAUUGCAAUAUUGUAUAGCAGUUCAGUUCAGUUCAAUAAACAUUUAAAGUAG